Messenger RNA from Paramecium pentaurelia, 1055 nucleotides. Lineage: Eukaryota; Ciliophora; Oligohymenophorea; Peniculida; Parameciidae. The record is from the annotation of a GenBank genome assembly.
AUGUUAAUAUUAUUUUAUGUAUGCAUUUCUCUAUCUAUAGGAGGAUCUACAUUAAUGUUAACUCAUUUAUUCUUUUUUGAUAACCUUAAGGUAUUUGCUUAAAGAAUCGUUGCAUGCCUCUCAAUAUCAGAUUGUUUUUAUGCUUUCGGAUUACUUUUGUAUGUGGAACCGUCAUUUGAUGGUUAUGAUAUUACUAGGUUAUUUUUAUUCAUAUUAUAAAUAGAUGUACAAUACAGGGAGCUGUGACUUAAUUUGCAAGAAUUUGUGCCUUUCUUUGGAGCACAUCAAUUUCAUAUUUUCUAUAUGUAUCAAUUACAAGAGGGUAAAAGUAAUUGAUUUAUUUUUAAAGAUAUGAAAAAUUCAUUUUAAUCAUAGGUAACUAAUAUCUUCAAAUAGGUUUCGCUAUCCCAUGUUUAAUGGCAACAAUUCCUUUGUUUUUUCAAUCUUAUGCACCUACACCUGCUAAAGUACCUGCUAUAUGUUCAAUUAAUUCAAAUGAUGAAAAUAAAUCAAUUGAAAAGAAUAGGAGUUUAAGUUUAUAUCUUAAUCUUACAUUAUUCUAUAUACCAUUACUUUUAUCUUUAAUAAUAUCUGUCUAUUUCAUAUUGAGAUCAUAUUUUAAGAUAAAAAGAAUAAAAAGUUAAUACGAAUUAUUAAAUAAACAAAUAAAUAUUCAAUUGAUGUUUGCACGUAAUUUAAUACUCUAUCCAUUGGCUUUAUUUAUUUGCUGGUUGCCAUCUCAAAUAAUAUUUCUGAUAUUUGUAUUUAAAAAUACUUGGAUAGAGUAAAUAUAAUAAGAUUAUUUUAUUAAUUAAACUGGAACCUAUUAUUACAUAAGAAUUAUAUAAUAUGGAGCUAGUUUCUUAUAAGGAUUCUUUAAUAGUCUUGUAUACUGGUUCAAUAGUUAUUAAAUGAGAAAGAGACUGAACAUAUUAGAAAGGGCUAAUUUAGAAUAUUAAAAAACAAAAACCUUCCUCUCAAACAACAAUGAAUAUAAUGAAAACAGAAGUAGUAGCUAAUUAUCUAAUAGUUUCGAAAAUCUUUAAGAAAUUUGA